Messenger RNA from Nerophis lumbriciformis (worm pipefish), 1620 nucleotides. NCBI's taxonomy places the organism in Eukaryota, Metazoa, Chordata, Actinopteri, Syngnathiformes, Syngnathidae. The record is from RefSeq and is a predicted model, not a curated record.
AUGGGACCCCACUACGCUUCAAGUGCCCUUCUUCUGCUUCUCUUGAUAGUGGUGUCCUCUGCCGACCCUACGGCACCACCUGAAGUCGGGCGUCUCGUCCCUACAGGAACGGAGCUCCGGAGAGACGAGCGAACGGUCGAAAGCGCGUCGAAAGAAGACCUCUUCGACGACGUGGACCCAAAAACUCUGGCCGCCCUUUUACUGGGGUCCCUCAAUCGCACGCGGCCAGAAACCAGGAGGGAAGAAGAUGAACGUGAGGAACGGGACAGAGACGGGCGACUGAAGUUGGAGCUUCUGAUGGCCGCCCAAGGGAAGGAAGAGAGGAAGAAAGCUGAGGAAGAAGAGGAAAAGAUGACCGAAAGGGUGAGCAGUCGCACCACCAGCCAAACGCUCCAGGUCCAGAGGGAACCAACGCCCGAGCAAAGCGUCGAGGAGGAGCAGCUCAACCCGGAGGAACUGAAGAAUCUCGAGACUGUGAUGAAGGAAUUUCCUCGCUUGGACACGGCGGUGAAAAGAGCGGAGGUUUCCGAGCCCGACCAGAGGACGAGUCGGGGCUACAGCAGCUUCAAUGACAUCAUCCCCUUGAACAAAGGCAACAACGUGGCCAUGUCCAAGAAGAAACUGAAAUGGCAAGAGGAGACACAGAAGGCCAUGAACGUUCCGUCGUUCAGAGGAAAAUUCGAUGACUGGAAAGAUGGUGGGGACAUCGAUGACCAAGAGGAAGAAGAGGAGCCCUUGAGUCCAGAGGAAGAGGAAGCCCGAGCCAAAGCCGAGCAAGAGGAGAUGAGGAGGCAGGCGGCGGAGGUGCAGCAAGCCAAGCUGGAGGAAGAGAAGUUGGCCGACAUCGCCUCGGACAUGCUUCUGCGCUACAUGGUCAAGCAAAACGGAGGCAAGUACGCGCCGUCGUCUCCGGAUGCUGCUGAGGACAAAAGGUCAGAGGAAGAGCGGGAGGACGACGACAUCGACCCUCAGACGAUCGACAAGCUGAUCGAGAUCUCCAGCAAGCUCCACCUGCCCGCCGACGACGUGGUGGACAUCAUCAGCGACGUGGAGAAGAAGAAGAAGAAAGACGCCAGCCCGCACGCCAGUUUCCCGGAACCUGACGACGCUCCGCUCCGCUCACCUGUCUCUAAGCAACCAUCCCUCAAUCUCAUGAAAAACUGGUUUCAGGAGCAAACGCCGAAGGAGCUUUGGAGCAAUCCUCCACCGCAACCAUACUCGUGGCUUAAAUCGCCGAAGAAACCCAUCCCUUGGGGAUGGAGUCGCUACCCCUACACGCAGCCCCUCUUCUACCCAGUUUACUACCCUCCACCUCGUCCCUCGUUCCGCUACUACAUCCCCAAAGCCGGCGUGGCCUCGGACGCCUUUCUGCCCCGCUCCCGGGACGGCGCGUACGCCGCCUUCCGUCCCAAGCAACGCUACCUCAACUGGGUGCAGCCCCUUUUGAGAAAGCCCCCGGUUCCCCUCCAGCGCAAACCCUACUACCCCAGAUACCGCCUCCCAUACCCGCAGAGGCUCCGCCUGCCACAGGAGCAGUUUUAUAAAGGACUCUUAACAGACAAUAAAUCUCACUUGGAGAAAUACAUUGAGCAGCUACUGGCAAAGAGACCGCGGGCGUAG